AUGUCUAGCAGAGUGUCUUUAAAACAAAAGCUGAUUGGUCAGUUAGAAGAUGCUGAUUCAAUUUUAAGGGACAUACUUUCUGCAGCCUCUAAAAAGAAGUCUGUUACACUGCUUCCUCUCAUAGAAUUACUGUUGGAAAAAGAUCAACAGCUUAAGGAAACUUACAAAGAAAUUGAAGUUUACAAUGAAAUACAGAAAAAGAUCGAUCUCCUUAAAGCUGAUUGUUCGAAAUCUGACAAGCAAAUACAGUCAUGUCAGCUUCAUUUAAAAAAGACUGAGUUUAUUUUGAGCACUGCUCUAUAUUAUUCCAGACAGAAGUUGGACUCAAUGACUACUGCUGUUAAAAAUCCGAUUGAUAUGGAAGAGCUCGUUAGAUUUUCUCACAGGAUAAGCGCUACUCACGGCGUAAUAGCUCCAGACAACUGGACACAAGGAGACCCUAGAAGACCAUACCCAAAUAAAGAAGAAAUCCGGCGUGGAUACUUGGGUCAUAUUGAUGAUGCUGGCAAUUUUCGCCAGUCUCUUUGGGAUGCUUUGUCGGAAACUGCUGCUGCCGCAGCUUCCAUCGUUGUUUCGUCUACCCCAUCAGCCUCCAGUAAUUCUUGUCCAAAUAGUUUAAGCAACGCGAAUAUAGGAACGUCUCAGACUCCUGUAUAUCACAGUAACCAAACGCAACCCACAAGUUUAUCUCUGGUCACUUGCUCUCCGAAUAUGAUUCUACCGGGAGUUAACAUGGUUUCCUCACCAAUGUCCUUUUCACAGUCUGGCGGCUCGUCUACGUGGACUGGACCAAAUAUGAACCUCAUCACAGGAAAUCCUACCAGUUCGGAAUUAGCUGGUUCUCAAACUUCAGCUUCUCGACCGCCUUCGACUUCACUAGCCGCUAUGCUCACUGGUACAAAUAUAAUGGAUCAGCAUUCUCGUAACACCACAUUGCCUCCACCCCCUCUUAAGCAAGGAAGCGGCCAAAUGCAAGCAAGUCAGGUCACGUCUUUCCGGCCAAGUGGUGUUCUGCCUCGACCACCUAAUUCUGGAAAUCGACAAGCAUUUCCUUCAUCUCCGAAUUCCUCUGGAUCGCAACAUAUGCAGUAUCCACACAGUGAUACACAUCCCAGUUUUAUGCCGAGCAGCAAAACAUCUCGACCACAUUCCAAACGUGCACAUCGGAAACAUACAGACACAGAAUGUACAGAGAUGUCAUCUAAUUCUUCUAGUGAUUCAUCCAGUGGUGAGGAAUGA
This is a messenger RNA of Schistosoma rodhaini, 1239 nucleotides long. NCBI's taxonomy places the organism in Eukaryota, Metazoa, Platyhelminthes, Trematoda, Strigeidida, Schistosomatidae. The record is from the annotation of a GenBank genome assembly.